Messenger RNA from Hemicordylus capensis (graceful crag lizard), 6847 nucleotides. It is a transcript of the gene CD81, whose product is annotated as CD81 molecule. Gene Ontology annotation, cellular component: membrane. The record is from RefSeq and is a predicted model, not a curated record. Lineage: Eukaryota; Metazoa; Chordata; Lepidosauria; Squamata; Cordylidae. The coding region runs from base 283 to 1002 and encodes 239 amino acids. The transcript is spliced from 8 exons.
GGAGGCCUACGAGCAAGCGGGAGGAGGAGAAAGGUGGCUUCGCUCCAGGGUCAGAGGGAGGGGGCUUGCAAGCAGACGGAGGGAGGAGACACAACGGGGGAGAGAGAGAGAGAGAGAAGCAGCAGCUUGGCUAGCUGUACGGCAGCCCCGGGGAAAAAGCAUCAACAACUACCAGCCAGCGAGCCCACCAUCUGCAGCAGCGUCAGCUCUACUUGCGGCUAGCUCCUCCUCCUCGGAUCCAAGAGGCCAAAUCUUUGCAGGCAGCAUCGUCAAGCCGCAGCGAUGGGAGUGGAAGGUUGUACCAAAUGCAUCAAGUACAUGCUUUUUGUCUUCAAUUUUGUCUUCUGGCUGGCAGGAGGCAUCAUCCUAGGUGUGGCUCUGUGGCUUCGUCAUGACUCUCAGACCACAACUCUCUUGGGAGUGACACUAAAUGACAGCAAGGCUCCAAACACAUUCUAUGUUGGAAUCUACAUCCUGAUUGCUGUUGGAGCAGUGAUGAUGUUCGUGGGCUUCUUGGGAUGUUAUGGUGCUAUCCAGGAGUCGCAGUGUCUUCUGGGAACAUUUUUCACAUGCCUCGUCAUCUUGUUUGCUUGUGAAGUGGCUGCUGGAAUCUGGGGAUUUGUUCACAAGGAUCAGAUUGCCAAAGACAUCAAACAAUUCUAUGACCAGGCAUUGCUCCAAACAAAGGAAAAAGAUGAGAACACAGCAAACAAGGCAAAAGCCGUUGUGAAAACCUUCCAUGAAACGCUAAAAUGCUGUGGACCAACUUCCCUAGAAUCUGCAGUCAUUCUGGGAAUGGAUCCCGAGGUCUGCCCCAAGGAUUUCAGCGUCUUGGGUAUUCUUAAAGAUGACUACAGCUGUUACAACAAAAUUGAUGAGCUGUUCUCUGGAAAGCUGUACUUGAUUGGUAUUGCUGCCAUUGUGGUGGCUGUUAUCAUGAUCUUUGAAAUGAUCUUGAGCAUGGUGUUGUGCUGUGGCAUCCGAAACAGCUCCGUCUAUUGAGAAGUGGAAGGGCAGAGGCAAGAUGACGGUGCCGAAGGGACCCCCAAAUGCCACUGUCUGACCAGGAGACACUUCCAACAAAAGACAAAGAAAAUUAUGUAUAUAAAUAUUUCAGAUAUUGCCAUACAGUACUUAUUCAUUCUUACUUGGAAGUCUUUUUUUUAAAGGGGGGGGAGUUUUCCAUAUAUUUGUUGCGGAGUUAGUUACACAUCAGUAGGUGUGCUAGAAAAGUUAUCAUGCCAGUGGUUCCAGGCCUUGAUCAGAGAGCCUUUCUUUCACUUUCACUUCCUCUUGUCAUUGGUUCUGUGUUGUCACCCUGAAAUUCAACAGGAUAUUAUGCACAGGUACCACCCUUUCUGUGAGGAGCAUGGACACUCUUGCAUUUUUUAUUUCGCUCAUGAGUGACUGGAGAAGGGGCCCUAGAGUAUCCCUUUUUGACACCUGCCUUGAUGAUAAGCAAUCUGGACCUGUUCAAAAUCUGUGAGAGUGUAAGGCUGCAAGAGUCCUUUGGAGGAAGAUGUCCUUUUCAGUGGUGCUAUUAUGUUGUUUAAAAUGCAAAUUUUUAUUUCCCACAACCCACCCCCACUCCUUCAGCAAUGAGUGAAGAGACUUUUCAUUGUUCUUAUAAAUCUAUUACCUUGAAAGUCAUUGUGUGCGAAGGCCAACUAUCUGAGAAUCCAGAAGUCCUCACAAGGUGUCCAUUUCACAGCAGGGAGAGUUUAACCCUUAAUCUGAUCUUUAAUUUUGAUCUGACACUUAGCAUACAGAUUUUUCCUUUUCCUUUUCAUCUAAAUAGGCCUGGUACUGGAAUACUAAAGCUUGCUAUACCUUGCUCUAAAACUAAACUCCUUUUCAUGAUUAGUUCUGAAAUGUAAGUAUUGUUUGUUGUCAUUUUCUUGGUAACUGCAUAGCAUUCAAAUGAUGCCAAAAAGUAUCUAUUGAAGGAAAUCAUUUAAAUAAUGGUUGGAAACUUAUUCAUUAAAGAUACCGUUUUUAAGGAGGCACUUGUCCUUGUGCCUUUUUUUAAACUUGAGGUUCUAAAGCUGGAUAAAUGCCAAUUAUAAUGGUACAUAGGUAUGACUUUUCAUAUAGAAUUUGUAACAUGAUCUCAUUUUCAAGAAUUAGAAGUGAAAGUAUAGCAAGUCUUCUGUGCUUUUUAAGUAAAGCUAUAUUUCAAUUCUCAACCCUCAUCUUAUCACAUCUGAGCUGCAAAUACAUAACCCCUUUUGUUUCUCUUGAGUUGACAGCUCAAGCAAUUUCUUUCCUUUCACCUAGUUGAGUUUUAAAUCCAGUUGUUCCACCCCCACCUCCCAAAAUGGUUCCCUCUAACAGAGAUUCCCAUAUGUUGUUGACUACAACUCCCAGUAUCCUUAGCUAUAAUGGCUUUUGCUUGGGGAUUCUGGGAAUCCUUGUUAGAGGGAAAACUGGUUGCAGAUUGAAAAUGAGAGUUUGGAGCAAGAGGCCUUGAAGCUUAUUCUCAUGACCAGGUGAAACCAGGCUAAGGGAGCCUAGCCCAGUUUUGCCUGGUCGUGGGCUGCAUCGGGAGCCACGCGGCUCUUGGCAGCAAGCCUCUCUAAAUGCCCCUCCCCUUAAAUGAGGUUGGUGGAGUGUGCGCUCCGCUAAUCCCAUUUAUUGGAUCGUAUGUCGCCACAGUGUGGUGACUCAAAAGGAGACCCCCGACUGGGAGGUGGUGUUGGGGGGGGGUCCCCAGAAUGCCCCGCAUACUCGCACGGGGCAUUCUGGGACUUCCGAGGGCCAGGAGGCCCCCGAUCCCCACCAGCCCAACCGGUUUCAUGAUGGAGGCAGUAAGUGUGGACGGCCAAUUUGGCCACGCAGGGCGAAUGACUGCUCAUUUGCGGGGAGAGUAGGCCGAGCCCAUUCUCCCCACAAAUCCCCUCACGGCUCUCCACGCUGCGAGUACGCUGCUCUCCAUGCUGCUCUCACGGCUCUCCAUGCUGCUAGCCCAGGUUCCACUAACCUCUUUGCUAUUAUCCAAUGGCCAUGUCCACAGGUGUGUGUUGUUAUUUGUUUUGUAACACAGGAUUUAGCAGCAUUGACUAGCCCUAUAGUCUAGUCUCACCAAGGCACCAUCAUGCUUGCUGCCUCAGGCAGCAGAUUGGUAGGGAGAUCCUCCUACACCUUCGCAGCCUCCACCAGCCCCCAAUCUCCCAACCCAGCAACAACAUACCAGCCACCACUGCUGCUGCUCCUCCUCCCAUUCCCGCAUCUUCAAAAGGCAGAAGGAAAGUGUUUGCUAUAUCUUGCUCAAAAACUAAACUGUUAUUCACUGAUUCCUUCCCCUCUUGUCUUUUCAAAAUGUGUGAGAAGCAGCAGCAGCAGUAGCACACCACAAGGUAAGCUGGCGGGGGGCUGCCAGAGGAGAUGGGGGUGGGGAUCAGUGCAGUGCUGCCUCAAGUGAUAGGGGUUGAGUGGGAUUGGACUGCCCCUGGUUGCAGAGGUAAAUUGAUCUUGGUUUUCCUCUGCUGUUCCCCCUAGCUGCAAUAAAUUCUCCGAGGUAAAUUAUUUGAGAACAACAAGGGCAUAAGCAGAAGGGACACACAAUGCUAUUCCAGCAAUAGUUGAAAAGCUUUUAGUUCUCAUUUGGAACUCUGCUUAUAUGAACUCCUGGACUAGCUGUGUUUCCAAUUCAUAAAUUGAAGUAAAGCCAGGGACUCUGCGCAAAUGUACUCUUAGGGCACUUUCAAGACAGUUCAGGAAACACACUGGUCAUUGUUUGGGUCCCCCACCCCACUCCCUUUCCCAUUCUGGCUUGGCCUGCUGGCCUUAAAAAGCUGCACCAAAUCAACCUGUAUUAUUGGCUAAGUUAGCAGUGUCUCAGUCUUACAGAAAUGGUUGUGGGGAGGGGGUCAACCUCUUUUAGCCUUAGAAACAGCCUUAAAGCAACACUGCCCUGAAUGUCAAGCUUUGCAUGCACUAGAAACAGGAAUUGAUUCCAUCUACCCACUCUUUAAAGGCUUUUGAGUCACAUGCUCCAGUAUAAUAGGCUAGAUGUACAAUUUUAGAUAUCAGUUGUGCAUGUACAUUUAUUUACAUAUAUGUGCAUUGGGGUUACCAGUGUGCAGAAUGGAUGUGUAACUCGCUGCCUUUUGUUGAGUGUCCUUGAGAAAUGUAUAUAAAUACACCACUAUACAUUCUUGGUUUCAGUUUUUUCUACACCAUAUGUUUGAUAUUGUUCAGCAUUCAGCUGAUGAUGUAUUAGCCAGAGCUCUGUUGGAAGAUUCCCUGGUCUGUCCUCUAUGAACUGAACAUGGAUGAAGUACGUUCUGAAAAACAUCUGCUAUAAGCACAGGUUAUGCUGUUAGGAUGGUGUUUUUGUAGAUGGUCAGAGUAGAUGACUAUUGAGCAACACUGAGCAUUGCCUCAGAAUGGGCAAGAGGAAGGGGGGAGAGAAGCAUUUGACCCAGUUCUCAGGGGGGUUGUCUUAUGGACAAGGAACAAACUACAUGUUGCAUAAAAAUCAGUUUAACAAAGCCUUGACUUUUUCUUUCUUUAAGGAAAGCUGUGGAGCGUGCAGUUUUAAGGGGAGGAGAAGCUGGAAGGAAGAGGUACUUAAGAAGAGUACAUGCAUAUCUGGAACUUUGCAGCAAGGACAAAUGGGAGGGGGGAUAACAAUUCUGAACAGGGAAAAAUAGCAAGAGAAUUAUUAAAUACCCUCUCUUUUCUCCCUCCCUUGCCUCUCUGCUGAUCCAAACCACUCUCUGGAUGCUGGUUUUCAUCCUUCCUUUCUUUCUUUCUUUCUUUCUUUCUUUCUUUCUUUCUUUCUUUCUUAAGUUGAGGCUUUGCUAAACUUGUUUGCAUGUAAUAUACUGUUAACCACCUAGAAAGAGGUAAGCAGUAAGAGCUGAAAAGUGCUCAUGGUGUCAAAAAGUGUUGCUUUAGUGGUCAGUAAGCUGUGAAAACUAAAUAGAACCAAUACUGCUGGACCACUGAAGGCCAGGAAUGUUGGCUGGCACCUUUGUGAUGUGCUCAGAAAUCUUGGGGAAGAUCUUAAGAGCACAGAGAGGUUCUCUGAAACAGGCAAGGAUAAUGUAUGGAUUAGUCUACAGAAAUGGUGACAGCAUCGUAAAAGCUGUUCAUGGGCUGUCCCACUUUUAGAUUGUGGGGAAUUGUAUGACUGAAUGCCCCACCCACACCUGAUUUGUCCUUCUCAAUUAGACAUUGAGAAGAGAUCUGCUUUAGGCUUCUUCCUUCCUUUUUGGUAGAUCCUUGUGUGCUGGGUUUCUUUCUUUCCAAGGCAGAGCAUGCAUGUACACUGUCUGAAGUAGUACAGCUCAUGUACUGUGUCAACUGGGUUUAUUUCAGUGCCAGUCAUGACAGGAUCUGUUCCCGUUUUCCUUUGCUUUGUUGUCUGUCUGAACACAACCAAGGAACUAGAGAAAGAAAGUCUGUGUUAGCAUCAGAAUUCCAUUAUAGGUUGAUGAAUUGCUUAAAUAUAUUAACCCCAAUGUGCAUGCCAUAUGAUUUUGCUUUAAGAUGAGAAUCCUAUACAUACAUUGGAGUAAAUCCCAUUGAACAUAGGGACUUGAUUCCAAGUAAACACAUGUAUGACUGCUCUGUAAAUGUGCCUAAAUAGGGAUUGGUGAUAUGGAGGGCCACUCUUCAAAUACAGUAUGGCCCCAUUAUUUCAGUGAUGAAGACCUGGGUUAUAGAGGCCUGUUCCUUAAGUUUGAUGAAGAGGGAAGAGAAUUCAGGACUUGCACAGAUGCUCCUGUGUGAAGCAAACUAUCAGAAUAGCUUUUAUUGCUGCAAGCAAUAGCUUACCUAAUAACAUAUUUACCAGUACUGUGUGAAGCAUUGUCUUCACAAAGACAGAUCUGAGGUUAACAAAGAAAUAUUUUAUUGUUUGUAGUUCCCAAAGAAAAUCAGUUGGCAGUGUUGGGCUCUGUGGUAUAAUUAUGCAGAAAUGCUUAACUUUUGAAGAUGGCUAUGUUGUGGAAGAAAUUACAGAGAGACUUCUUCUGAAAGUACAGCAUUCCUUUUGAGGCCAUGGGGAAGGCCAACCAGAGCUGCUGACCACAUUGUGCUGAAUGCUUAGGAUUGUUUUAUACUGUGGAGCAUGCCACAAGCUGUAUGUGUGUGUUAACUACCAUUUCUUCUCUGCCUUUUUGUCACUUUUUAAAUGUUCCUCUUAGCGUGUAUUUUGUGAUGAAACCCUAUGUCUCCUACAGCCAGUAAAUCCUAACACCUGAAUGCUUCACCUGUCAACUCUCCAUAGCACUGGCAAAGCCAGCCUUGGGAAUGGAGAACAAAUGGCAAGGCAGCCCAGGGAAGAGUGGGAAAUGACCCUUGUCGAUUGCAGUGAUUAUCGGCCAGCCGAGUCCUGCUAUGUUCAGAGGAAAGCCAUGAAGGAACUCAUCACUGCCAAAAAAGAUGGGGCUUAAAUUAAGGUAACAAAAUGAGCUUCUGAAAAGCAAAGUAACCUGUUCCCAACUAGCCUAAUGGGAGAAGUAGUCUGUCUUGAGGACGUGCUACAAUUGCCCAUUCUAGCUACAGGUUGCCACAGACCCAUUUGCCGUGAGUGAGAACAGGCACUCCUACAAAGCUGUGAACCUACAACAGCCUUGGCUCUAUCUCCAUCUUGCCUACAGCAAACAGUCUGGCCUUGCAACUUACUCUGGUAGUUGCCUCCAGCAAGGGUAAGCAGGGGAGCGUGACAUGCCCCUGCCUCUCCGCUCCCGCCCUUCUCUUGCCCUUGGCUGUGCUUAUGCGCUGAAAUGUCCUCUUGCUAUUGUCUUGCUUGUUUUAUCAUGAAUGUUAAAGGAAUCUGUCAAAAUAACUUUUUUAAAAAGUGAUAUAUGAAAACAAUUAAACAUCCAAAAAGCUA